AUGGAGUUCUUUACCAGACUUGACGGAAGAUUAGGUGAUCUGAUUUUGGGCACCCAUUUUUACAUUUCAACAGUGUUAGGAGAUCUCAAGUUGCUUGAGAAUCAACUUCCGUAUUUCAUUUUUGAUAAAUUGUUCCAUUGCCAUAUGGAGGCUCUUUGUAUUGAAGAGACGCUCGACCAAUUCAUCCUGAAAUCCUUUUCCCUGGAUUUGAAGAACAAAACAAAUACAAAGUUCAAGCAUUUCACCGAUAUGUUUCGGUGUGUGUAUGAAGAAUCGCUUGACCGAACUUGGAAGCUGAACGGCUUGAGAGGGCUAGCUAUCGUGGAGAUGCACAACGCGGAAAACCUAUCCCGUGUAGGAGUGGAAGUCAAGGUAAAGUGA
This is a messenger RNA of Arabis nemorensis, 381 nucleotides long. Lineage: Eukaryota; Viridiplantae; Streptophyta; Magnoliopsida; Brassicales; Brassicaceae. The record is from the annotation of a GenBank genome assembly.